Molecule: messenger RNA, 1557 nt
Organism: Electrophorus electricus (electric eel)
Lineage: Eukaryota; Metazoa; Chordata; Actinopteri; Gymnotiformes; Gymnotidae
Gene: rab35b
Product: RAB35, member RAS oncogene family b
Molecular function (GO): GTPase activity; GTP binding
Source: RefSeq, a predicted model, not a curated record
GGCGCUGCUGGCGUCGCUACCGGCGAGACGGAAGCGGAGUUUCCGGCUGUGCAGUACCGUACCGAAAGAGCGAGAGAGAAAGAGAGAGAGAGAGAGAGAGAGAGAGAGAGAGAGAGGGGGGACCGCUGACACCGCGAAAAGGCCGAGGAUAACCUGGGCACCGCACGACGAUUGCCGCUUCUUCCCGGCGGGACGUGUGUCAUCUUACGGACGGAGAGGAAGAGCACAGGCGCGGGGCCGCAGCCACCCACCCGCCGGCAUGGCCCGGGACUACGACUACCUCUUCAAGCUGCUGAUCAUCGGAGACAGCGGUGUGGGGAAGAGCAGUCUUCUUCUCCGCUUUGCUGACAACACUUUUUCAGGUAGUUAUAUUACCACAAUAGGAGUCGACUUCAAGAUCCGAACAGUAGAGCUCAACGGAGAGAAGGUGAAACUCCAGAUCUGGGAUACAGCGGGGCAGGAACGCUUCCGGACCAUCACAUCCACAUAUUACCGAGGGACCCAUGGGGUCAUUGUAGUGUAUGAUGUCACCAGUGCAGAAUCUUUUGUCAAUGUUAAACGAUGGCUACAUGAAAUUAAUCAGAAUUGCGAUGACGUUUGUCGAAUAUUAGUGGGCAAUAAGAACGACGAUCCGAACUCGAAGGUGGUGGAGACGAACGACGCACAGAAGUUUGCCGAGCAGAUGGGCAUCCGCCUGUUCGAGACGAGCGCUAAGGAGAACAUAAACGUGGAGGAGAUGUUUAACUGCAUCACAGAGUUGGUGCUGCGGGUGAAGAAGGAGUCCGUGGCCAAGCAGCAGCAGCAUGACGUGGUCAAGCUGGGCAAGAGCAGCAAGCGGAAGAAAAAGUGCUGCUAGAGGGGGAGGCCCCGCCCGCCCACCCACCCACACACACGCCGCUGUCGCCUCGAUUAACACCUCAGGAUAUGGAUGGAGAGAGAGAGAGAGAUAGACGAAGCGAGUCCCUUUUGGACAAAUACAAAUCACAGACAUUUUAAAAAUAAAUGUACAGAUUUUAUUAGAAUUAAGGAGUUUUAUAUGGAGUUCAGCCGAAGUGGUCUUUAAAGACCUUCCUUCGUUGUCUAAGGAGCUGCAGGCUGACAUGCUCCCCACGGUGUGCAGGGUUGGCUGUGCAGUAAGAGUUGCUCUUACAGCAACCUCUGUCCUCUCUUGCUCUCCAUGUCUGCAUUUCGGAGUGUAUGUUGAUUUGUCGUCGUCGCCUUCCGCAAUCUGAUGACACCCCCCCCACACACACACACAGAGACGCCAAGAACUCGUGAAGGGAUUGUUCAUUUUGGGGGGAACUUAAGUAAACUAAACGGUGACGUCUGUGACCUUGAUCCACGGAUCCGUCGACUGGCAUCGGGGACGACAAUGAUCCUUUCCACCCUUCACUUCUUCCUAAGCGUCUCCUCUUCAGGUCCCAGUCGUUCCGACCUCGGAGCGCAUCGGGUCAGGGGCGCCUCCUGCCCAGUGCUAUCGCUGCGCACCGUCUCGCAAACGGUGACACUGCAGUGGUCUUAAAGGGGAGCACCAGGGUAGGAAUGGCGCCCUCCUUU